Zychaea mexicana is the source of this 1206-nucleotide messenger RNA. Its product is annotated as pectin lyase fold/virulence factor. Lineage: Eukaryota; Fungi; Mucoromycota; Mucoromycetes; Mucorales; Lichtheimiaceae. Gene Ontology annotation, molecular function: polygalacturonase activity. The transcript is spliced from 5 exons. Bases 1 to 1206 code for a protein of 401 amino acids. Gene Ontology annotation, biological process: carbohydrate metabolic process. The record is from RefSeq and is a predicted model, not a curated record.
AUGGCAGUAGUGCUAGCAACGACUGCCCUAGCACACAAUGACAACGAUGAUCAUCACAAGGGCCAUGGUGGCAGAAGAAGAAGAACGUGCAUGAUUCCACACAAAGAAGGGGACACUUCCGAUGCAAUCAUGUCGACGUUCAAGAAAUGUAGCCAGCACUCCCGCGUCGUGUUCAACAAGAACUUCAACUACAUGGUGCACAAGCCCAUGAACAUCAGUGGACUGAAUGAUGUCCAUAUCUCAAUCCAGGGCAAUGUGACUUUUGAUGACAGCGACAUGGCUUGGUGGCAAGAGAACAUCUUUUUGCUCGACUUUCAGAGUGCCGGCACUUAUUGGGUCCUUGGCGGCGAUGAUAUCCGUGUUGAUGGCGGUGGUACUGUAGACGGUCAAGGCCAAGUCUGGUGGGAUGCUGUGGCUGAAGACCCUCGACCGGUGACCAUGACAUUUGACAAUGUCAAUAAUCUUCAUGUGUCGGAUAUCUGGGUGAUCCAAUCCCCUUUCUGGCAUAUUUUCGUCAGAAAUGCCAAUAAUGCCGUAUUCACCAAUAUGAACAUCUGGUCUGAGACCAAGUCUUCAUUCCCUGUGCGCAAUUCCGACGGGUGGGAUCUCUUAGCAAGCACCGGUGUUGUUAUCAAGGAUUCGGUGAUUGCGAACCAAGACGACUGUGUCUCGUUCAAGUAUAACACUACAAACACUCUCAUUGAAAACCUGGAUUGCACCGGAUCACACGGUUUGUCUGUUGGCUCGCUCGGUCAGUAUGCACGUGAUGGACAGAUCGAUGCUGUUACCGAUAUUGUUGUUCGGAACGUUACAUGCCGUGAUUGUGAAAACGGAGCAAGAAUAAAGACUUGGGCUGGCGGCAAGGGGCUGGUCGAGAACAUUACAUUCACCAACAUGGAGGUGACAAAUGCUGAAAAUGCAAUUGUGAUUACAACUCACUACUGCGAUGGCAAUCAACCGGAAUAUUGUGUCGGAUCAGAUGACGCUUCGCUCACGAUCCGGAACAUUACCUUUGAUAACAUCUUUGGAUCCGCAAGUGAGCACGGCAAACCUAUCGUCACCAUGAACUGUUCAAUCGAUACACCCUGUACAGACAUCACACUCACAAACAUUGAUAUUGAGCCGGCUAGCAACACUGAAGAAAAUGUUUGCGAACAUGUAACCGGAGCGGAAGACAUUCCUUAUUGUCCCCAGUACCAGUCGUAG